Postia placenta MAD-698-R-SB12 is the source of this 4195-nucleotide messenger RNA. RefSeq lists its product as hypothetical. The record is from RefSeq and is a predicted model, not a curated record. The coding region runs from base 1 to 4176 and encodes 1391 amino acids. Gene Ontology annotation, cellular component: RAVE complex. Gene Ontology annotation, molecular function: protein binding. The transcript has 20 exons. Gene Ontology annotation, biological process: vacuolar acidification. NCBI's taxonomy places the organism in Eukaryota, Fungi, Basidiomycota, Agaricomycetes, Polyporales, Adustoporiaceae.
AUGGCUCGUCUUCUCCAUGCCUACACAGGCUGCCCGAAGACUGGCCUUCAGUUUCUCGUCCUCCCCCGCGAGACGCUGCUCCUCUACCCCUCUGUGGACUGCAUAGUCGUGCUUAAUUCCCGCACAUUUGCAUUCCUCCGCGCCCUCGCUUUCUGGGAGGCCUUCCCCGGCGCACGACUCUCCAACGACUCUGUUCGAUGUCUCGCUAUAGAUCCUGGCAUGAAGCUUGCCGUGGCUUCCAUGGGCUACCGCAUUGCCGCUUGGGUCCUGUCUGCCUCGGGUUCGACCUCGAACCAGCCGCAGGAUGCAUGGAGGCUACACUCGACACUUGUUAUACCGGAUAACCAGGAGGUUACAGCGCUAGACUGUAAAUCAGGUCUCCUUGCUGUUGGGACGUGUUCUAAUCUAUCUGUGUACACCCUCAUCCUCGAGAACGACAUCCCCACUUGGUCGCGCAAAUGGACGCGAACCACAAAAACACCCACGCGCAUACGCUUCUCCCCUUCCCUCAUGUACAUUGCAACUAUCUCCGCGCACGCCGUUCAUCUGCACUCCACCACCUCAGGUCGCCAAACGCAGUCCAUCCCGCAUCCGCGCCCCCUCACCGACCUUUCCUGGCGGCGCCCGCGCCUCUCUUCGCAUCCGACCGCGCACGUCCACAACGAUGACCCUAUCCUGUAUACCACGACCGCGGACGGGACGCUUCGUGUGUUCCUCCCCGUGCUCGACGCCCCGCAACGCGUGCAGUUGCACGCUGCAUUGGAUGCCGCAUCGGCGGUGCCGUUGUAUGCUGGGGGUGGGGAAAAGGACAAGGCAGUACAGGACACUGAUCGCUCGUCCAGUGUGUUCCCGCUUGACCGCGACGCAAUGCUGGGCGUGCUGCAGAUGGUGAAAGAGAGCGGGGCCGCGGAGGACGCGCGCAGCAGGCGUGUACGCGAGAUCGCAGAGGAGGGCUGGGAUUUAUUCCUGCGCGUGCUCGCAGACGGCUCGCUCGUGGUGCAGGCUGUUGCUAAUAUCGAUCGCCGCCCACCCACGCUCCUCAGGCACUUUACCUUGCUCCAGUCCGCUCCAGGCCUCCUCCAGUCUCCUCCGCCGGCGCAUCUCUACGUGCUUCCAUCCUCACCCGCUCAUAGCCCAGCCGUCGGCAUAAGCACGCUAACACUUAUCACAUCCCCGCCGCUCGCGUCGUAUGCACUCGCGCCCCUACCCUUUUUCGACGCACGUGCAGACGGGCUCACCCUGCUCGCGCAUGGGGCAGACCCGCCAGCCGCACUGACCGCCGAUGUGCGCAAUGCGGGGCGGCGGGAGCUGCUGCGCUUCGUUCGAACGCCGGAGGGAGAGGGCGUUACGGCAUUAUAUGCGGACGGGAGCGGGCAGACCUGGCGCGUGCUCACGGGCGGGCGUGGACGGGAGAUGACACUGGAGCGGAGAGGCGGAUGGGGGCCAGCAGAUGACCCAGACGCGAAGGUGGACCGUGUUGUCGUACUAGACAGAGGUAGAGCCUUCGUGACGUACUCGUCCGCAUCCAGCUGCUUGACCUUACACACGACGCCGCCCUGCACGCUGACCGUCCCCCCGCUCGUAUCCCUCUUUUCGCUCACGUCUCCCUCAUCGUCCGCUCUUCCCCCAUAUCCCGCUCCCGCUUCUUCCGCGACUUUAGUCGGGGUUGGUGCCGACCAUAGUAUCUACGUCUACACUACAACCCUGGCGCCCUCGCCUGCGCUUUGUUUACAGUCCCACAGCUCCCUCCCUCUGUCUACGCCGCCAGAGAUCAUAGUGCCUGUGGACCCUAUGGCCUGGAGCGGCUCUUACGCGAGCGGGGCGGGUGUGGAGGCACAUGAUGUGCUUCUCAGCAUUUCUGCGGAUGGCGAACUGGCGUUCUGGGUGCUUGAAGGCCUGCCACAGAGCGCUGCACUUGGCACCAAUGGACAUACCAAAAGCAAGGCCAGUGAUAAGAUAGCGACAUGGCGGUGUACUGGACGUGUGAGGACCGGAAAGAAGGGUUUCAGCCGGGCAGUAUGCAGCUCGGCAAAGAAGUCAGUGUUGGUGGUUCCCGGGCCGGAUGGCGAGGAGCUGACAAUAUGGGACUCGAAGAUGUCCGAGUUCUCCUCGGGUUUGGAGUACCGUGAGGUACUCAGCCUCUCUGAUCCCGUCAACGAUCUCGACUGGACCGCAACGCCGGACUCGCAGUCCAUUCUUGCAGUAGGCUUCGCGCAUCGCGUAGAGCUUCUCUGUCAACAACGGAUGACAUACUUUGAUGAGACCCCUGGCUGGGGUCGGUGUUGGACAAUUGACGUCGGAAGGAUGUUCCCGCAUCCGAUAGGCGAUUCAAUCUGGCUUGCGCGCGGGUCGUUGCUCAUUGGAACGGGUCAUUUAUUAUUUCUGUAUGGUCAGUCACAGACAACGGCGGACUCCUCGUCAGAAGAGCCGCUAUUUGAGCAUGUCGCGCGGCAUAAUGGCCCUCUGGACGAUUAUCACCCGCAGAUGCUGCUGCAAUGUCUGCUCUGGGAGAAAGUGGAACUGGUCAAGAAGGUUAUCGUCGAGCUCGCCAAGCUCGUUGAAGACAGGAGAAGCCUGCACAAAUGGAAGAAUAUUCCUAUCAACGAGUACUAUAAGAAGGACGAAGCGGCGAGAGCACCAAAAUACUCCCUACUGUUCAGCAUGCCAGACCUGGAGGAAGAGACAGACGAGGACCAGUUUUCUCGGUCCCGCGUGGAGCAACUCCUGGGACAUCUUGAAGAGCAACCUCUUCCACAUCUGACACCGAACGAACACGCUUCCUUGCUGGUGCUCAUUCAAACGACUCUCGAGAUCGAAGAGCAGCGGCGUGCCCUGGACGCGAAUGGUCUUAGAUAUCUGAUUUCGAUGCGUGUGUUCUAUAUCACCAACCGACGGCUCUCUGCUCCAAGUACCCCCGCAUCCGCGCGCAGCGGUGCCGUAUCACGAACGAUUAAGCCGCGACAACGCCUUCGAUAUCGCGACAUCGUUUGGGCGUUCCACAGCGAAAGCCAAGAGCUUCUGCUCUCGACGUCCAUGGCUGCGUGUGGCGGCAAGAUGACUUGGCCAGAUGCACGCGCCUUAGGCGUUUUCCUAUGGAUGCAUCCUGGCGAAUCCAUGCGGGCGCAUAUGGAAGUCAUUGCGCGCAAUCAGUAUAUGGCAGGUGAUAACCGCGACCCGACAGCUUGCAGUCUCUUCUACUUCGCUCUUGGCAAGAUCAAGCUCGUGUAUGGUCUCUGGCGGCAGGCAGCAUGGCACAAAGAGCACGCCCAGAUGCUCAAGUUUCUCAAUAAUGACUUCACUCAACCGCGGUGGCGGACAGCUGCACAGAAGAAUGCGUUCGCACUCUUGAGCAAACGCCGGUUUGAAUAUGCCGCGGCCUUCUUCCUACUCGGGGGCAGCUUGAAGGAUGCGGUCAACGUGUGCAUUAAGAAUCUCAAUGACUUCCAGCUCGCUGUUGCACUUGCACGAGUGGUCGAAGGCGAUGAGGGUCCCAUCUUGCGAGACAUGCUGAAUAACACUAUUCUGCCUCUUGCAUUCAAAGAGGGCAAUCGUUGGUUAGCUAGCUGGGCGUUCUGGCUACUGCACCGGCGUGACCUUGCAGUCCGGAUUCUAGUGACUCCUCUGCGCGAUGUCGCUAGUAGCUUUAAUGCACCUGUCACAGAGAUCGGUGAACCUCAUUACGACGACCCGAGCCUAGCCCUGCUGUUCUCACAGCUGAAGCUGCGUAGCUUGCAGACCGCGAAGGGAACAAGCGAGAUCUCUGGCAGAACAGAGUUCAACUUUGUUCUUCAAAUCGCGCGUGUCUUCUGCAGAAUGGGUUGCCCCGUAUUGGCCCUAGACUUAGUACGGACGUGGUCUUUCCAGCGGCCUUCCGUAGUGAUCCCGGAUGCCAGACCAGCCGCGCGGCCACCAAGCCCGAUAUCGACACGCUUCGCUCUUGAGCCAGCUCUUCGUCGUAGAUCGUCGAUCAUGAUUGACAUGGAUCCCGCAUCUGGACCUCCGACACGGGUCGUAUCGCCCGCUCCUGCUGCGAAUGGGACAGCCGCAACGUCCGAGGAGCCCCUCAAGGAAGACGAGGGAGACCUAGUUGCACGAAAAGCUGGCCUGGGUAGCUUGAUGCAGUCGGCAAAACAGACGGUCAAUGUACCAGAAUUCGACAUGGGUGCAUUCUUUUGAUCACCACGACCCUCGUGCA